ACUGUCAUCGACGCGUAGCCGUGUGCCAGUUGGCUGUGUUGUUCGGUGUGUUCGGGCAAUGUUCGCGGCCGUAUUCCGCGUGUCCACGGUGCGUUCCUGUUUCCCGGUGACCAGUGACAAAGUGUACUAUCGGUGUAGCAUCCCGGUGCAGCGUAAACAGCAGUGUCCGACCCACGCCACGAUGGCCGCCGUUCCACCGGUUGUGGUGAUUCUCGGUUCGACCGGCACGGGCAAAACAAAGCUAUCGCUCGAGCUAGCGUCCCGGUACGGUGGGGAGGUGAUCAGUGCCGACUCGAUGCAGGUUUACACAGGACUAGACAUUGUUACAGCCAAGGCGACGAAGGAGGAGCAGCAACAGGUGGUGCAUCAUCUGCUGAACGUGGUUACGCCAGAUCAAGCCUUCACCGUGACCCAUUUCCGUGAGCGUGCCUUACCGAUCAUCGAUUCGCUGCUGGCGGCCAACCGGAUGCCCAUCGUCGUGGGCGGCACCAAUUACUACAUCGAGAGUAUCCUGUGGCGGGUGUUGCUGGGGGAUGGUGUCAAGCGGGAAAGGGUCCGGUUGCGUAGCGGCACCGAACUGCCGGCUGAUGCGUCCGAACCGUCCGUGAAGCAACCGAAGCCGGACGAAGCUACGGUGAACCGGGAGGAUACGCUGGACCGUCUGCUGGAGCAACUACCAACGAUGGAGUCUUGCGAUUCGCUUGAGCUACACGACUCGGACCUGCUGCACCGGUUGCUGCAACGUGUCGAUCCAGAGUCGGCGGAUAGGCUGCAUCCGAACAACAAGCGCAAGAUUAUCCGGGCGCUCGAAGUGUACGUGGAGUCCGGUGGACGACGCACAAUGAGUCAGGAACUUGCCGAACAACGGGCAGCACCAGGGUCCUGUGGUUUGGGUGGACCUCUCCGCUAUCGAAACGUAGUCAUCAUUUGGUUGCGCUGUGAUCAGGAAACUCUCAACCGCCGGUUGGAUGCAAGGGUUGAUAGUAUGGUGGCGCAAGGACUACUGCCAGAGAUACGCACAUUUCACGAAGUGUACGUCAAACCGUACAGCACCUGCGAGUACCAUCGGGGCAUUUUGCAAAGUAUCGGAUUUAAAGAGUUUGCCAAGUACCUGGAACGCAACGGUCCGGAGAAGGAUCGGGAGCUGCUGGAGUAUCUUACCGCACCGCAACACGAGCGUGGCCCAAAGCCCGACUCACUAGCCCAGCUGGAAGAUUGUCUGGACUAUCUUAAGCUGGUCACACGUCGCUACGCUCGCCGCCAGCUACAGUGGAUUCGGAACCGUUUUCUCGGCGAUACUGGACGUGAGGUGCCGGCGAUAUACGCGCUAGACACGAGCGAUAUCAGCUGCUGGCAGAGUCAGGUGUCCGAUAAGGCAGUGGCGAUCAUUGAUGCUGCCUUAAGCGAACAACCGUCACCGGUUGCUUGUGAGCCAAAGAGCGAGUGUGAACGGCCAGGGGCCAAGCAAAAAGAGCGUACCUUUCGCUGUGAAUCCUGCCGGCGUGUGUUUGUGGGUGAACAUCAGUGGCAGAUACACGUGCGCUCGAAGAAACAUCGGAAGAUGUUAAAGCAAAGCACUGGGGCUGAUCGAACGCAACGGGAGUCACCUGUGGAAAAGGGAGCGGAAAGAGAAUUAGUUUAGCGUUGCAUCAAGCAACAAAAUUAACGCUUGCCUUUGGUGUUGGGGACUGUGAAGUCUCGAUAUACGUGAAGCCUCCUUCAGGCUGAAGCCCACUGCUCAGUCGUAUACCACUUUGUAUGGGAUGAAACGAAUAAGGUCGUCCAAUCAAACUGCCAUCCGACAAAAGCCGUCAAAUUCCAUGCAAAGUUUGUAUGACUAGUAAUAUACGAGUGAGCAGUGCCUUUGUCUUAUUAGUAGUAUAUGACUAUUCGUAGUAAGAUUGGAUUAAACUUGAAGGGUGAGUUCAGAUGACAGUUGCAUUCUACAACCUCAUCUAUCGAAAUCCACACAAUAUUCGCUCGGCUAGUCCUAUACGACUUCAGCCAGCGAUUCUAGCCUUAAGGACGCCUACGGCAGACAUUACCAAACACCAAGUCAAACUGCAGGAAGCGAUAGAUGUAGUAGUCUUAUGUAAGAAAUCUUUGUUCGGACACACCUUCAAAAGUAUAGUACUACAAUCAGAUUUGAUUAUACGAUCAAGGUUGAUCAUGCUUGACAACACCUUAGACCCACUCUACAACGUCGUCCUUUAUUAUAAAUUAAUAUUAUGUACAGACAUACCGUGGCUACGAGUGUGUGUGUAUUUGCGAUA
Anopheles stephensi (Asian malaria mosquito) is the source of this 2273-nucleotide messenger RNA. Its product is annotated as tRNA dimethylallyltransferase. Gene Ontology annotation, biological process: tRNA modification. Gene Ontology annotation, cellular component: mitochondrion. The transcript has 6 exons. Bases 59 to 1642 code for a protein of 527 amino acids. The record is from RefSeq and is a predicted model, not a curated record. Lineage: Eukaryota; Metazoa; Arthropoda; Insecta; Diptera; Culicidae. Gene Ontology annotation, molecular function: tRNA dimethylallyltransferase activity.